Molecule: messenger RNA, 990 nt
Organism: Cuscuta epithymum
Lineage: Eukaryota; Viridiplantae; Streptophyta; Magnoliopsida; Solanales; Convolvulaceae
Source: the annotation of a GenBank genome assembly
CUCACAUCUUCCUAUAAUUGUUUUAUUACUUUUGUUUCCAAAAUUUCUGAACCUAAAACAUAUAAUGAAGCUAUUAAAAUCCCAGAAUGGGAAACUGCAAUGGAAACUGAAAUAAAAGCUCUUGAGAAAAACAAUACUUGGAUUUUAGUUACUUUGCCUCCAAAUCAUCAUACUAUAGGAUGUAAAUGGGUUUUCAAAACCAAAUUAAAAUCUGAUGGCACUUUAGAAAGACAUAAAGCUCGAUUAGUUGCAAAAGGUUAUACUCAAGAAUAUGGUCUUGAUUAUUUCGAUACGUUUUCUCCUAUAGUGAAACUUAUUACCGUUUGACUUUUAAUUGAUAUUGUUGCUGCCAAAAACUGGUUUUUACAUCAAUUAGAUGUAAACAAUGCUUUCUUGCAUGGUGAUUUGCAAGAAAGUAUAUACAUGAAACAUCCUCCAGGUUAUCUACCUUCUAAUGACAACAGAGUUUGUAAACUGACCAAAAGCCUAUAUGGUUUGAAACAAGCAUCGAGACAUUGGUUCUCUUGCAGAUAUCAUCUAUGCAAAGCCCUCUGUCAAAUCCAUUAUUUGCUGAUUUCAUUGCCAAGAUGAACUUUAUGGAUAUUUACGCUCAUCUUGAGGGAGUAAACAGACGGAUCAGGAUCCUCUGCCAUAAGGCAGAGUGCCUUGCGGCAUCCAACGGCAGGGAGGCGACGAGGACGACCUUGAGAUCGGAGAAGGAGUGGAGCCCAACAUCUUCGGCCGUCCAAUUCCCGAUCGGACGACCCGGAAGAGCCAAGCACCCUGCCUUGCUUUAAAGCAAGGCAGAGGCUCCGGAUCCGUAAACAGACAUUUCAUCUUCUUCUCCGAUUACUAGUAUUCCUUGAUACUACUGAUAUUCGAAAUAUUCUACUUGAUUUGAUAAUCAACAAGGUUUUAAAUAGCCGUAGCGGUAGCGGUAGCGGUCAUCGCAGUAGCAGCCUGUAGCCGACUGUAGUGAUUGCAGCGGCG